AUGGCUUCAUUUUUUAGGUGGUACAACCACCAACUGGCGGUGAGACCAGUUCUCACCAAUUCACUGUCUGCUACUGUUUUGUUCGGAGUAGGAGAUAUCAUUGCUCAGACAACUUCAACAGAGGAUCAUAGCCCAAAAAGGAGGACGCUGGAAAAUAACGAAACUCAUAGCCGGUCGCUUUUGUCGACCACUGGAAUUGACCUACGCCGUACAUCUCGUGCUUGUAUAUUUGGAGGUCUUUUCUUUGCUCCAAUAGUUUCCAAAUGGUGGUACCCUUUUCUUAACGGGAUCAAGGGUCAAAAUUCAACAGUGACUACUCUGAAGCGAGUGGCCCUGGAUCAAAUGGUCUUUGCUCCGUUCAUAUCCGUGCCAAUGUACUUCACCUGUAUUGGCAUUCUCGAAGGGAAGAACUUUGAACAGUUGUCUGCAUCGCUUCAUAGGAAUUAUUUGCCAACCCUGAUGGCCAAUUGGUCUGUAUGGCCAGCUUUCCAGUAUGCCAAUUUCAUGUUCAUUCCUCAUGAAUACCGUCUUUUGGCAGUUAAUCUGGUGUCUAUUGCUUGGAACACAUUUCUGUCUUUCACAAACAAUCGAAGCAACGAAGUUAUCCAGCCUGAAAUUGCAAACUGA
Sugiyamaella lignohabitans is the source of this 627-nucleotide messenger RNA. It is a transcript of the gene SYM1, whose product is annotated as Sym1p. The coding region runs from base 1 to 627 and encodes 208 amino acids. The record is from RefSeq and is a predicted model, not a curated record. The transcript has a single exon. Gene Ontology annotation, cellular component: cytoplasm; mitochondrion; membrane. NCBI's taxonomy places the organism in Eukaryota, Fungi, Ascomycota, Dipodascomycetes, Dipodascales, Trichomonascaceae.